This is a messenger RNA of Vidua chalybeata, 2916 nucleotides long. It is a transcript of the gene KDELR3, whose product is annotated as KDEL endoplasmic reticulum protein retention receptor 3. Gene Ontology annotation, cellular component: membrane; endoplasmic reticulum; cis-Golgi network. The transcript has 5 exons. Gene Ontology annotation, molecular function: ER lumen protein retrieval receptor activity. Lineage: Eukaryota; Metazoa; Chordata; Aves; Passeriformes; Viduidae. The record is from RefSeq and is a predicted model, not a curated record. Gene Ontology annotation, biological process: protein retention in ER lumen; endoplasmic reticulum to Golgi vesicle-mediated transport. Bases 1563 to 2207 code for a protein of 214 amino acids.
GCAGGGAGGAAAUGUAUGCAAAUAUAUUCAGAAAGGGAGCUGGUGAUGCUAAUAGGCUUGUUAAUCCUCUCGGAAAGCACCAGGAAUAAUAUUUUUACACUUUGGUCGUUAAGGAUUUUACUCCAAGCAAGCCCAUAAAGAGAGAGAGAGAUGUGUAGGGGUUGGCCACAGGUCAUGGCUGGGGACAGGGAGGGCAGCAGCCAGAGCCAGCUUUGGGACAGGAGCAGGCAGGAUCACACAAUCCAAGGGUAACCAAAUUAGACCCACAGCCAGAUGUGAUUUGCUCAGGGACAAGGAGACAAAUUACAGCUUCCAUUUGGUUGUACUAAAGCAGCUUUGAAUUAGUGAUUAGAUAUUGACUAUCUAAUUGCUGGAUCUUGAUGCAGAGGUCCCCCUGCUGCUGCCAUGAGAUCUCCCUGCAUAACUGCUGCUCCAAGGACAAGGUUCAUCCAAAACAAGCUGGUCACCCAGCUUAAUAUGUUUUCAAAUAUAUUAAAAUUUUCUAAAACUCACUACUGAGCUCCUUUCUGUGAAAUCUAUAAAACCAGCAGCAACUACGUGCUUCUUUCACUCAACACAUUCCCUACGUUUUUUGUAACCCUCUGGAAUCCAAGAUUUCCCUCCAGGAAUCCAGGAUUAAUAUUUCCAGUGAAGUUUGUUUCAAACCAGCCCUUGGGAGGAUCUUUUCUUUCUCUGGGGCUGUACUCAGGGAUCCACACUGCUCCAGAUAGGGCAUCUGAAGAAAGGGGUGUCUGGUGGGGCAGACACCAGGGAAUGGCUGUCCAUGAAGAGCUGUGGAAGAGCUGCAAUGGCUUGAUAAUUCAAAUAUCUCUCCACUUCUUUGGCUGCAGGAGCCAAGGUGGAGCACUGGUGAGAAGGUGCUGCAGGUGGGAUGAGGCCUGGAAGGGCAGAGAGCAGAAGGCUGCCGACUGGAAGCAGGACAGAGGUUACUGCACCCGUGGCGAAUAUUCCUGGAAAGCCUGGCUCUCGCCGGAGGGUGUGUCCUCAAAGCCAGAGGAUGGGAAUCCUGUUCCCUCUGCCUUUUCCCCUUUAACCACACUUCCGUGUGUAACUUGAGACAAGCAGGGAAGAAAAAAGAGGAAGGGAAAAAAAAGAGAAAGGGAAAAAUAGCGCAGUUAUUCCCGCCUCUGCCUCCUCCUCUCUCUCCUCCCUGGCCAGCCAGGAGCCACGUCACCGUCACCCAGCACUGGCUUCGGGGCUGCUCAGCCUGGAGAGCUCUCCGGGAGACAAACUCCAACUUUCAGCCCAAAGCAGAGAGAGGAAGGCCCUGGGCUGGGAAAGGGAGAAUCCACCUCGGUGGAAAAGUAAACAAGGGAGACAUCCAGCCUGGCAGGGGAAAGGCAUCUGCAGCCACAGGACAGGGGAGACUGAACUUUGUGUUACGAGAAGGAAGGGCUCCGUGCUCAGGGAAAAAGGAAAGUUGAGCUGAAGGAGACUGUUCAUUCAGCUGAGGCGCGGUGGAGAAAAACUUCCCGCCCUCGUCUUCCCUGCCUGCAGAAAGAGCCCCACUCCCUCCACCCCAGAGGAGUCUCCCCCGCACCAUGAACAUCUUCCGCAUCCUGGGGGAUGUCUCCCACUUGCUGGCCAUCAUUAUUCUCCUGAUGAAGAUUGUGAAGUCCAAGUCCUGUGCUGGAAUCUCUGGGAAGAGUCAGAUACUUUUUGCCCUCGUCUUCACAACCCGCUACCUGGACCUGUUCACGAAUUUCAUCUCUGUCUAUAACACUGUGAUGAAGGUCAUUUUUUUGAUUUGUGCCUACGUCACCGUGUAUAUGAUCUAUGUGAAAUUCCGGAAAACAUUUGACAGCGAGAAUGACUCCUUUCGCCUCGAGUUCCUCCUGGUCCCUGUCACAGGCCUGUCAUUUCUGGAGAACCACAGCUUCAUCCCCUUGGAGAUACUCUGGACCUUCUCCAUCUACCUGGAGUCCGUGGCUAUCCUUCCUCAGCUCUUCAUGAUCAGCAAGACAGGGGAAGCAGAGACCAUCACAACACACUACCUUUUCUUCCUGGGCCUCUACCGUGCCCUCUACAUUGCCAACUGGGUCUGGCGCUACCACACAGAGAAUUUCUACGACCAGAUCGCUGUCGUUUCCGGGGUGGUACAAACCAUCUUCUACUGUGACUUCUUCUAUCUCUACAUCACAAAAGUCCUAAAAGGAAAGAAGCUAAGUCUUCCCAUGCCUGUUUGAAGACAUCCCACAGGCAGCACAACAAAUUCUAAAGAUGAAGCUGUUUAAGAUCACAGCUUUCCUUCCCUGGCCCUUUUUGACUAACGGAUGGCUCAGCUGAGUUUCAACCCAGUGCCAGGAAGACAGGGCUUGGAAUGCUUCUCACCCAUCAGACUCUUCCCCUCCAUUUUUUUAUUUCUUCUCACUUGAAUUUGGUGCUAGUGCUGGCCAAUACUGAAGUAGUGCAAUUUCUUCUCUCCCAGCUCUUCCCAGCAUCUACAUUCAGAACACACCUCCACCCUGACCCUGAGGCAGCACAAGGGAAAAUGUCACUCCCACUAGUCCUUCAGCAAGUGCCCAUGGUAAAGGGAACAUGUACCGAAUAAAGUGUGUUAACUGACCCCUUUCACAGGUGGCCAUGUCUGACACAGCAGAUGCUAUAAACUGUUACUUUAACUCUGUAUGAACACUCUCUUUAAAAUUAAUUCUGACUGACCUUCUCUCUAUUCAGGCCCUGUAACAUUCAAGAAAAACACAUUGCCUUUGAAUAACAUAAAUCUUCUAAUUCCACAAGUAUUCAAACAUCCUCCCCACUCACUUAUUUUCAGUUUCCUUACGUUCUACGAACAGGGACAAUUUCAAAUACAAUUCAGUGGGUUGCCAAGAAGUUUGACUCCUUGAAUUUGACUUCUAAGAACUGGGAAGAACAGGGGCAAAGACAGCUUUACAU